UGGAAUUGUUGUGUGUACGUACUUGUGUGGGUACAAGCCGUGGUUUAAUAACUCUGUACAAGGUCAACAAGAAGUAGCUUGUUCUCACAAUCGAUCAAGACAAAGAUCAGAGUCUAGUCGAGUUCGACCGUCAACACGUUAGCAAGUGUGAUGGCUUCCAAGGAGUGUAUGUGUGUGGCAUUGUUUGACUACGCGGCGAGAGAUUCUGAAGAGCUGUCAGUGAGAAAGGAUGAGAAAUUAUCUGUCAUUAGUGACCAGGGAACUUGGUGGAAUGUGAGAAAUGAAUCUGGAGUGGUAGGGCUUGUUCCCUCUAACUAUGUACAGACUAUAAAGCCUUCGACAAGUACCAGUAGAUCUGCAAAGCCCUCGACUAGUAGAUCUGACAUCAAAGAGGGCCCUGGGAUGUAUCAACAAACAGACUUGAUGAUGGGCAAAUCACAAACCAAACCUUCACUAAACAUUCCGGCUGUUGCCAAGUUCACCUAUCAGGCUAAUAAUGAGGACGAACUCGAUUUGAAAAAAGGCGAAGAGGUGAUAGUGAUGGAACAAGAAGCGGACGGGUGGUGGAGAGGUCGAAUUGGGGCCAGGAUCGGAUGGUUUCCGUCUAACUAUGUCGAGGAGAAAGCAGAUACGUCAUUGUCAUCAGAACCGGUGGCGGUGGCGGUGGCAGCAGCAGAAAAACCAAAGGAGAAGGACAAGACAUUCAUCUGUGGUGUGAUAGCCCUUUAUUCGUUCAACUCCGGUAAUCCUGAGGAGCUUCAAUUUGAUAAAGGAGAUUUGAUGGACAUUGUUGACCAACCUUCGGAAGAUCCCGACUGGUGGGAGGCAAGGAAAUCUGAUGGAGUCACUGGUCUGGUGCCCAGAAACUAUGUGGAGGUUGUACAUGAUGCUGAACCUGUGUUUGGGAAGACCGCACCUCCAAGCAGUGCCGGGCCGUCGGCUUCUCAAGCUGGGGGGAUGCGAAAGGACCCUCCCUUUCUACGCGAACCCUGGUUCCAUGGCAAAAUGGCGAGGAGAGAGGCGGAAAACAUUCUUAACUCUCAAGCACAAAAUGGGCAGUUCAUUGUGAGGCAGAGUGAGACUAAGCCUGGUGACUUCUCGAUAUCAAUGAAGGCUCCAGAUAGAAUCAAGCACUUUAAUGUCAAGUAUCUACCCGACAAUCGAUUGGGGAUUGGACAACGGAAAUUUGACUCCAUGGAUGAGCUAAUCCAGCACUAUCGUCGAGCACCCAUUUUCACAACAGCCAAUGAAGGGAAAAUGUACUUAGGAACUGGACUUCCUAAGAGGUAGUGUGUGUCUAGAUUUUUUUGUGUUUGAAUGUGUGAUUCGUUUUGAAUCAAUGUAGGAAGAUGUAUUCACAAAGCUUUAUCUCAUUUCUCUCAGGCUUUGUAUAUAGCACAAUGUGGUCAUGCUAGUGAUAUAGUCAUCAUAAUAUAUUACAGAUGUGUUGUGUGUAUUUAAAUGAUGUGUGCACUGCAAUAGUUAACCUGUUAGUGUUAUUUUUAGCUAUUUCUAUAAUAAUUUAUAGCAUUAAAAUGUGAAAAUUUUAUUUUCUGUGUGUUUAAUUGGAUAAAAAAAAACAUGGCAUUGUAAUAAAUACAA
This is a messenger RNA of Halichondria panicea, 1602 nucleotides long. Its product is annotated as SH2/SH3 adapter protein NCK1-like. Gene Ontology annotation, molecular function: signaling adaptor activity; receptor tyrosine kinase binding. Bases 151 to 1290 code for a protein of 379 amino acids. Gene Ontology annotation, biological process: cell migration; signal transduction. The record is from RefSeq and is a predicted model, not a curated record. The transcript has 2 exons. Lineage: Eukaryota; Metazoa; Porifera; Demospongiae; Suberitida; Halichondriidae.